Macroventuria anomochaeta is the source of this 972-nucleotide messenger RNA. RefSeq lists its product as uncharacterized. NCBI's taxonomy places the organism in Eukaryota, Fungi, Ascomycota, Dothideomycetes, Pleosporales, Didymellaceae. The coding region runs from base 346 to 807 and encodes 153 amino acids. The transcript has a single exon. The record is from RefSeq and is a predicted model, not a curated record.
AUAGAACAAGUACACAUGGCGCGGUAGCCGCUAUUGGAGAGACAUGCUUCGACACUGUGCACUGAAGCAUAAAUGUGACUCAACGAAGGUUCCUGUACGAGCGGACGAAAAGUCUAGGUCGAGCAUUGCAGUGGACACCCCUGCUACAACGCAAAGGACUAUCUGAUGAAGACGAUGCCGCGACAGUGCUGAUUUUUGUUGUCGGCAUUGGGCAAUCUGUAGCCUGUGAUCUGUAAUCAGUAAUCGGACCUCCAUGUCCUUGCUGCAUCAAGAUGCAGCUUUACGCCUUGAAUAUUUCAAGUCAUCGAUCGCAAAGACAAGACCAAAAUCGAACAACUCGCCGACAUGUCCAGCGGUGAAAACGUGCGUGCGACUGGCCCGCUCGCUGGAACGUUUCGAGAUUACCUCCUAGCAAUGCGGCGUCACCGUAAGCGACCCCAGAGAGCGGCCAUCCACCUUCGAUGCAUAAUGACGGGAGGACAACUGCCACGCGGACGCGUGUCCGGAUCCGAGUCUAUGUGCAAGGCGGGCACUUUCCCAUGUCACCGCUACGCGAACGGUGAGAUUGAAGCAUGGGGGUUUAGCGAUGGAGCUUUCAUACCUGAGCGACGUCAACUCGUAUGUUCAUCCGCGUCGAUCCGUCCAUGUGAUGUAUUGUCACGGGUUGGUCGCUGCCCAAAUUUGGUGAUACACAGAGCGCCUAGGAGGUACAAGGAGGGGCGCACAUGUCGUACAUACUCGCGUCUACGCGAGUGUCGGGCGAACUCAUUCGUUAUUGAUGUGCAUUGUAGGGCUGUAGGGCUGUGAUGGUGGAUUAUUGUUGGAAGGAAAGUGCUGCCGUCAGGCUCGUGGCCACCUUGGCGGGCGGCCACUAAAAAUAGCGCCUUCUAUGGCGCAUGCACAGAACAACAGCGCAGCGCGGCUGUACGCUCGAGGCCAUAGGCGCACUCGAAGUAAAUGUUGUGGUUGCUG